Molecule: messenger RNA, 948 nt
Organism: Morchella importuna
Lineage: Eukaryota; Fungi; Ascomycota; Pezizomycetes; Pezizales; Morchellaceae
Exons: 5
Coding region: 1-948 (315 amino acids)
Biological process (GO): formation of cytoplasmic translation initiation complex; formation of translation preinitiation complex; translational initiation
Cellular component (GO): eukaryotic translation initiation factor 2 complex
Molecular function (GO): mRNA binding; translation initiation factor binding; translation initiation factor activity
Source: RefSeq, a predicted model, not a curated record
AUGUCUGAUAAUGAAGAAGCUCCUGCAUUCGACCCGUCGUUGAAGAGGAAGAAACCAAGAAGGAGUGUUACUUUUGAGGAUGGUCAGAACGGCGAAGACGAUACUAAUGGUCCAGUUUCCACUGCCGGAGCUGACGAAGAAGACCCUGUUGCCGAGGUAACGGAGCUCUUCAAGGGCCUCAAAAAGAAAAAGAAGAGUAGCAAAAAGGUAGAGGAAGAAGGCGAAGAAGCACCUGCAGCGGAGGGGGAGUUUGACCCUACAGCUCUUCUCAAGAAGAAGAAAAAGAAGAAGUCAACCAAGGAGAAGUCCGCCGAAGCCGGCGAAUUCGAGGCUCAACUUGCUGAGGCUGGUGUUGUUCCCCGCGCUGAAGGGGAGGAUGAGGCCGCCGAGCCCGCCGAAGAGAUUGCUCCUGAAGAUGCUGGCGACCUUCUGCUUGGAACAGGUGUCUGGAAUUCCAAGAGCACUGUGGACUUGACAUAUCCUCUCUUACUCACCCGAUUCUUUACUCUUCUGAGGACACAGCACCCAGACCUUACUGGCGAUGGACGAAGAAGCUACAAAAUCCCGCCGCCUCAGGUUCUCAGAGAAGGAAACAAGAAGACCAUCUUUGCAAAUAUCUCGGAUAUUUGCAAGCGUAUGAAGAGACAGGAUGAACACGUUACGCAGUUCUUAUUUGCAGAAUUGGGAACCAGUGGUAGCGUCGACGGAAGCAAGCGUCUGGUCAUUAGGGGUAAAUUCCAGCAAAAACAGCUGGAGAACGUUCUCAGACGCUAUAUCCUGGAAUACGUUACCUGCAGGACUUGCAAGUCCCCUGACACCGACCUCAAGAAGGGAGAAAACAGGUUGUUCUUCGUUACUUGCAACAGCUGUGGUUCCAGACGUUCCGUUGCUGCCAUCAAGACUGGUUUCCAGGCCACCGUUGGAAAGAGGCGAAGACAACAAGCUUAG